Messenger RNA from Iphiclides podalirius (scarce swallowtail), 285 nucleotides. The record is from the annotation of a GenBank genome assembly. Lineage: Eukaryota; Metazoa; Arthropoda; Insecta; Lepidoptera; Papilionidae.
AUGCGUCCUGUGCUCAUUGCCGCGUGCUUGCUGCUGCUCGCCCCCAUCACCGACUCUUGGUGGGCGUCCGGCAGCGCAGUGAUUCUCGACCCUAGGAUGGUAUGUAAGAAAAACCGGCGGUCACGGGGCCGCUUGGCACAGAUCUGCAGGAACGAAACGGGCCUACUGAAGGAGAUCACCAAGGGGGUGACCCUUGGUGCGACCGAGUGUGCCUACCAGUUCAGGAACCGCCGCUGGAAUUGCACGACGCAGCGGCGCAGCAUGAGGAAGAUAUUAUUGAGGGGU